This is a messenger RNA of Nezara viridula (southern green stink bug), 1065 nucleotides long. Lineage: Eukaryota; Metazoa; Arthropoda; Insecta; Hemiptera; Pentatomidae. The record is from the annotation of a GenBank genome assembly.
AAACAUUGUUAAUACAUAGGUACCUUCAGAAUGUCCUGCCAACAAGGUAGUGUGGGUAGGAAUUAUAAACCUGUCUAGUUAAUUCUCCAUAGUUACUUACUAUCCACUAGACUCUCUCAGUCUCCUUGAAAUGGCCCAGAGGGUUGAAGUGCCUAGCAAUCCAGCUUAUAUUGAAAAAGCAGAUAUAAUUGAAGCAUUAGAAAAACAUAUAAGGAAAUUUGAUUGGCGUGGAGAGGAGUGUGUUGUCCUAGACGCUGAUUGUGGUCUUGGUGAAGUAACUAAGGAUAUUCUUUUACCCCUUUUACCACAGCAUGCAACUCUGAUUGGUUGGGAUUCAUCUGGUGAAAAAAUUGAAUAUUGUAAGAAGGUUAGAAAGGACGAGAGACUGUCUUUUCAUGAAAUUGAUGUUCAGUUUGUAGAUCUGUUUUUUAAUUGGAGGUUUGAUUAUUUCCAUAAAAUCUUUUCUUUUUAUUGUAUUCACUGGAUGCAGAAUUACAGGCGUUCUCUUGGCAACAUGUAUUCAUUGUUGAAAAAUAAUGGUGAUAUUUUGUUAAUAUUUCUUACACCAGACAAUCCUAUGUACCGUGCUUUUGAGAGGGUGAAACAAUUCCCUUUGUAUGAGAGACUUUUCUCAAACUUUUCCUGGUUUUAUAAGGCACCUGAGCCAGUAGGUUUUAUUCGAAGAUUACUUGAUGAGAUUGGUUUCAGUCAUGUUUAUUGUUGGAUGAAAAUGAGCAGCACUGUUUAUCCUUCUUUUGAUGUAUACAUGGAUGUGAUAGAUAAAGUUAACCCAUAUUUGGAUGGCCUGCAUCCAAAUCAAAUAGGUGAAUGCAGGAGAACUAUAUGGCAUUGCAUAAGACAUGAUCCACAGAUCACUGAAGAUGAAUCAACUGGAGAAAUCACAGUCAACUACAGCCUGGUGAUAGCGGUUGCCAAAAAAGUGAUCAAAGAAGAAACUAAAGAAAAAUAGUAGUUAUUUCAUGAUUAAAUUAUGUUUCUUAUCAAUUAUGUUUCAAUAAAAACAUUGAUUAUCCAAUCAAACUUCACUUAUAUCUUUAAACCCAG